AUGGACAACGACCUUCCUUGUUCUUGUGACGUUCCCACACUGCAAACAAUAGAGAACGCUGUCAGACAAUGGCGGAAAGAGUGGGAAUCAGAGAGUGCGUGGAAUGAGGCGUUCGACGAUGAACUUGGGCGUGCUCGCAUAGAGGGGGAACAUGCCACCACCACAUUCCUUGACGAGUGCGCACAAUGUAUUAUAGAUGGGAAGGAGCUACUCGAGAGCAUCCAUGACGUCGUGCGCACACAUUGCCCAUACUGCAGGGAGGGGCUUAAGUAUGAUGGUAUCUUACUAUACGAUUUGCUCGUUUGUGUCGUGUCACAAGUCAAAUUUUUUGAGGUAAAACUAGAUACAGGAUGUAACUAG
Molecule: messenger RNA, 360 nt
Organism: Suillus fuscotomentosus
Lineage: Eukaryota; Fungi; Basidiomycota; Agaricomycetes; Boletales; Suillaceae
Exons: 1
Coding region: 1-360 (119 amino acids)
Source: RefSeq, a predicted model, not a curated record